CGGUGGGUGCGCGCCGCUCCACGCACGGAGGAUGAGGCUCGCCGUGGGCGUCCUGCUGGCCGGCGCCGUCCUGGGCCUGUGUCUGGCUGUCCCCGAAAAAACCGUGAGAUGGUGUGCAGUGUCCGAACAUGAGGCCAGUAAGUGUGCCAGCUUCCGGGACAGCAUGAAGACUGUCCUGCCCGUGGAUGGGGUCCACGUCAGCUGUGUGAAGAAAGCCUCCUACCUCGACUGCAUCAAAGCCAUCGCGGCCAACGAGGCGGAUGCCGUGACGCUGGACGCAGGUUUGGUGUACGAGGCAGGGCUGACUCCCAACAACCUGAAGCCUGUGGUGGCAGAAUUCUAUGGGUCAAAAACAGAGCCACAGACUAGCUACUAUGCUGUUGCCUUGGUGAAGAAGGACAGUGGCUUCCAGCUGAACGAGCUUCGAGGCAAGAAGUCCUGCCACACGGGCCUGGGCAGGUCUGCUGGCUGGAACAUCCCCAUGGGCUGGCUUUACUGUGACUUACCUGAGCCACGCAAGCCUCUUGAGAAAGCGGUGGCCAGCUUCUUCUCCGGCAGCUGUGUCCCCUGUGCAGAUGGGAGUUCCUUCCCCCAGCUGUGCCAGCUGUGUCCGGGGUGUGGCUGCUCCUCCCUCCAACCAUACUUUGGCUACUCGGGUGCCUUCAAGUGUCUGCAGGAUGGGGCUGGGGACGUGGCCUUCGUCAAGCACUCGACCGUGUUUGAGCACCUGGCAGAGAAGUCUGAGAGGGACAAGUACGAGCUGCUCUGCCAGGACAACACCCGGAAGCCGGUCGAUGAAUACAAGGACUGCCACUUGGCCCGGGUCCCUUCCCACGCCGUUGUGGCCCGGAGUGUGGGAGGCAAGGAGGACUUGAUCUGGGAGCUUCUCAACCAGGCCCAGGAACAUUUUGGCAAAGGCACAACAAAAGAAUUCCAACUGUUCCAGUCUCCUCACGGGAAGGACCUGCUGUUUAAGGACUCUGCCCAAGGGUUUUUUAAAGUUCCCCCUAGGAUGGACGCCAAAAUGUACCUGGGGUAUGAGUAUGUCACCGCCAUCCGGAAUCUACAAGAAGGCACAUGCCCAGAGACCUCAAAGGACGAGUGCAAGACGGUGAAGUGGUGUGCCCUGAGUCACCACGAAAGGCGCAAGUGUGAUGAGUGGAGUGUCAACAGUGGCGGGAAGGUCGAGUGUGAGUCAGCAGAGACCACCGAAGAAUGCAUCGCCAAGAUCAUGAGCGGAGAAGCUGAUGCCAUGAGCUUGGAUGGAGGGUUUGUCUACGUAGCUGGCAAAUGUGGUCUGGUGCCCGUCGUGGCAGAAAACUACAAAAACACCCCUCAUUGUACGACAGCACCAGUGGAAGGGUAUCUUGCUGUGGCAGUGGUGAAGAAAUCAGCAGAUCCUGACCUCACCUGGAACAAUCUGAAAGGCAGGAAGUCCUGCCACACCGCCGUGGGCAGAACCGCUGGCUGGAACAUCCCCAUGGGCCUCCUCUACAACAAACUCAACCACUGCAGAUUCAAUGAAUUUUUCAGUCAGAGUUGUGCCCCCGGGUCUGAGAAGGAUUCCAAUCUCUGUGAACUGUGUAUGGGUACAGAGCCAAACAAGUGUGAACCCAACAACAAAGAGGGAUAUUACGGCUACACUGGGGCUUUCAGGUGUCUGGUUGAGAAGGGAGAUGUGGCCUUUGUGAAAGAGCAGACUGUCAUGCAGAACACUAAUGGAAAAAACCCUGAUGCAUGGGCUAAAGAUCUGAUGCAAGAAAACUUUGAGUUGCUGUGCCCCGAUGGUAGCAGGAAGCCUGUGACUGAGGCUCAGAGUUGCUACUUGGCCAAAGCCCCAAAUCAUGCUGUGGUCUCACGAAAAGACAAGGCAAAGUGUGUAUUCGAGAUGUUAGAGAAACAGCAGGCUGAGUUCGGAAAUGUAACUGACUGCUCGAAGAAGUUUUGUUUGUUCCAAUCUGAAACCAAGGACCUUCUGUUCAGAGACGACACAGUAUGUUUGGCCGAACUUAAAGACAAAAACACAUAUGAAAAAUACUUGGGAGAAGAAUACGUCACAGCUGUUGAAAACAUGAAAAAAUGCUCAACCUCACCAAUCCUCCUGCCACAGAACUACUACUCCCGUGAUGCUCCUCUCUCCGCGCCUGCGCAGAGGUCAAGGCCACGUCGCUUUGGCGGCGCCGGACCACGCGUCGCAUCCAUGGCUUCUGGGGACUCGCGCCGGGUGGGGGACGGCGGUGCUGGGGUCACCUUCCAGCCUUACCUGGACUCCUUGCGACAGGAGCUGCAGAAGAGCGACCUGACGCUGCUGUCUGUAGUGGUGGCGUGUUUAGUAGUGCUGCUGACACUGGUGUUCUGGAAGUUAAUCCGGAGCAGAGGGAGCAGUCAGAGAGCUGUCCUUCUCGUUGGCCUUUGCGACUCCGGGAAAACGUUGCUCUUUGUCAGGUUGUUAACAGGCCUUUACAGAGACACUCAGACAUCCAUUACUGACAGCUCUGCUGUAUACAGAGUCAACAAUAACAGGGGCAAUAGCCUGACCUUGAUUGACCUCCCCGGCCAUGAGAGCUUGAGGCUUCAGUUCUUAGAACGGUUUAAGUCUUCGGCCAGGGCUGUUGUGUUUGUUGUGGACAGUGCAGCGUUCCAGCGGGAGGUGAAGGAUGUGGCUGAAUUUCUGUACCAGGUGCUCAUCGACAGUAUGAGUCUGAAGAAUACACCGUCAUUCUUAAUAGCCUGCAAUAAGCAAGAUAUUACAAUGGCAAAAUCAGCAAAGCUGAUUCAACAGCAGCUUGAGAAAGAACUGAACACCUUGCGAGUGACCCGUUCCGCUGCCCCCAGCACACUGGACGGCUCCGGCACGGCCCCUGCUCCGCUGGGAAAGAAGGGCAAAGAGUUUGAGUUCUCACAGCUGCCCGUCAAGGUGGAGUUCCUGGAGUGCAGUGCCAAGGGCGGAAGAGGGGACGCUGGCUCUGCCGACAUCCGGGACGUGGAGAAGUGGCUGACCAAGAUCGCCUGAGGGCCGCUCCAGGGCACAAGGCUUGGGGGCUGUCUCGUAGUUUUGGGAAAAGGGCUGUGGUAGUCUGGAGUUGAUAGGGAAGAGGUACAAAGUAUGGCUGGGGACAUUUCCUUGUUCUGGAGACAAAUUACUGUUGAAACCUGCUUGGAAUUUUUUGUUUUGAAGUUCAGUUCUCCCUAUGGCGUCUUUCAAACAAGUCACCUUUAUUUGCCUCUCAUAUCCUCCCUUGGUUAAGGUGUGUGUAACUUGAUAUAGGGUCAAGGCCUUUGGGACAUAGUAAGCAGACUCCACGUAGGAUAUCAGAGAAUCUGGUUGCCACCUGAACAGUUUUCUUAGCCUCUGCUUCUUGGAAACAACCCCGCCCAGUUAUGAAGCCAGUUGCCCCGACGUUCGUGGACAGUGCGUAGUGCAGUCCUCUGUGAAUCUCUUAGAUUUGCAGCCAGUCACAAUACAGUUUUCACAUACGAAGACAGGUGCAAAGCAGCAGGGCGUCUGUUCAUCAUCAGGUCAGUGACGCGUCUACACUCCAGCUUGUCCUGGACCCUCGGAGCUAUUCCCAGAUGACAGAACUGGAAGUGCUAAAGCCUCAAAUGCCAAGGACCUAGCAUGUUCUAGUGGUUAACUGGGGCAUACAUGGAGGUUUAAGCGUUUCUGCCUCUCUGGUGGCUGAGGCUCUGGAGCCACCUUAUGUGCUGCUGGAACAGCUCCUGUUUUGUGCCCAUUUCUAGAAUGCUGUGGACACAAACAAAGUGAAAAAAGUUCUCUGUAGAUUUCUGAAGUGCAUACGCAUUGAUGCUAAAAAAAAACAAGUCUUGCUUUUCGAAGUGAUGUUCUUUGCUGUCUUUGUAAACAUGGCUUUUCUAAGUGAUGAAUACAUUUCUUGGUAAAUAAAGCAACCUGUCUGGCUUAAAGCAACU
Messenger RNA from Carlito syrichta (Philippine tarsier), 3930 nucleotides. RefSeq names its product serotransferrin-like. Gene Ontology annotation, molecular function: ferric iron binding. Gene Ontology annotation, biological process: iron ion transport; antibacterial humoral response; intracellular iron ion homeostasis. Lineage: Eukaryota; Metazoa; Chordata; Mammalia; Primates; Tarsiidae. Gene Ontology annotation, cellular component: early endosome; recycling endosome; extracellular region. The record is from RefSeq and is a predicted model, not a curated record.